CGCGAGCGUUAGAUAAAGACAACCCAAUCAACAUGAUGCAUUCUUAAUCUCUUAUGAUAAUACUGUACAAAACAGCACCGGUGGACCCGAGAUUCUACCGGUGUGGUCCCGCUCCGCCGCCGGACGCUUGGCAAGCCGCUUGGCAUCCACCGGUGAUAUAACCAAAGACUAUAUAUCCAAGCGUACGAGAAGUUCUGAAAUACCCAGCUCAAACUUCUCGCAAUGCUCUCCCCCCGCCAUGGCAGCAGCGGCUCCGGUGAUGGUGUUAUACAGUACCACUGGGGCUAUUUCACCCGGGAACUGCCGUGCACAAGUGAUGCGGGCAACUGCGCAUAUUUGGAUGCCGUGUAUGGGGGACAUGAUUUGUCGAUGAUCUAUAGCGCUAUUCUGUGGGCGGUUAUUGGGGGUGUUCUUUUGUUUUGUGCCGUGGUUAAUUAUUUUCCGGUUUCGCGGAGGGUUACCGGUGCUGGGACUAAGGAAGUCGAGCAACCGAAUGAGCGACAAGGCACGGUAUAUCGUGUUUGGAGAUCCAUCGUCGCAGUAUCGAAUCGCUACCUCCUUUCGGAAUCGCUGACACCCGUGUUCGGACACACGACCCGACUUAACAUCCUCGUCCUCGUUAUUUUAAUCGGAUACCUCACCAUCUUCACCUUCGUCGGAAUCACAUACAAAACAUGGUACAGCCCCAUCGAAGGGACGAAUCUGAAGAUGACACGAGCCGGGCUAGGUCCCUGGGCUGAUCGGAUCGGAGUUAUGGCAUACGCCUUGACGCCACUAUCCCUGCUCCUGAGCAGCAGAGAAUCGCUUCUCUCCCUGAUAACUGGCAUCCCAUACCACCAUUUCAACUUCUUGCAUCGCUGGCUGGGAUGGAUUAUUUAUAUCCAGUCCGCUUUGCACACGAUUGGAUGGACCAUCUUCGAAGGACACCUGUAUCAGCCGCAACCACAGAAGUGGAACGAGUUCAUAUCGCAGCAGUACAUUAUCUCCGGUAUUGUCGCGAUGAUCUGCAUUACUUUCCUUGUUCUGCAUAGCACGCAAUGGUGUAUCAGGUUGACUGGUUAUGAGUUCUUUCGGAAAUCGCACUAUGUUAUUGCCAUGGUAUAUGUUGGGACUUGCUGGGGGCACUGGGAUAAGCUGAGAUGUUGGAUGAUUGCGUCACUUAUCGUCUGGAUGUUGGAUAGGACUGUACGACUCGUGCGUGCUUUUAUCGUCCAUUGUGCGGGUAGCGCAGGGUCAAAUUAUUCGUUGUGCGGCAGCGUUCUGGUCCCCAAGGCCAAGAUGACUUCUUUUCCUAACGGCCAGGAUGGAGACGUUGUCCGUUUGGAUUUCCAGCAUGAUUAUCCAACAUGGAACAUCGGUCAGCAUUUUUAUUUAUGUUUCCCCGAACUUAGUGUUUGGCAGUCGCACCCAAUGACACCGAGCAGCGUUCCGGUGUCGAAUCCGCAGGGACAGGGCCAGUCGCAUUCGUACAUCAUUAGAGCGAAAAAGGGCCUGACAAAGGACCUAGCAGGUAUUGCCCGCGAGACCCAGACGGAAUCAGGAUCGUCAUUGGACAGAGCAAGAACCACAGAGGUUCUUCUCUCGGGCCCGUACGGACAGUCCAUAGUCGACGCUGACCUGAUUCAAACGGAUGACAUUAAUCUCUUCUGUGUCGCUGGCGGCACGGGGAUAACAUUUAUUCUUCCGGUGUUAAUGUCGCUGGCGACAAGCAACAAAUAUUGUUGCAGAAAAGGGCUGACAGAAUUCGUCUGGGUCAUUCGACGGAAGGCAGAUAUGAAAUGGAUCAGCACGGAACUUGACACUUUGCGCGAAACUGCGGAAAUAUUCCCUUCAUUGCGCAUUCGCAUAUUCGUCACUCGAGAGGAACUCUCGGCAGAAAGCGACGGUACAUCAUCUGGACCUACUGACUCCAAUCCGAUAGAUAAGGGUUUCUCUGACAAGACCGUUGAGAGUUCUUGUUGCGGGCAACCGUCUCCGAAUGAAGAUGAUCAGCCAUUUAUGGUUCAACACAUCAAGGACUCCGAUACAGCGCACCCGAACAUUGCGCCAAUUCUGGGGAACUUCGUCUCGAGAACAGUUGCUGGACCGACAAGAGUCAUGGCUAGUGGGCCUCCGGGAAUGAUAUCGGACCUUCGAAAAGCGGUGGCGUUAUCGAACGACCCAGGUCGAGUGUUGAAAGGAGACGAGAGAUGUGAUGUACAGUUAGUGCAUGAUGACCGUGUGGAGUGGUGAUUACCAGUAUCUGGUUGUGUUUUUGAUAUGCAUUUUCAACGGACUCAUGCUGGUCAUAGAGAUUAAAAUUAGAUUAGAAUAAUAUACCCCAAGUUGCGAACAUUGGCUAUGAACAUUAAACAUUAAGGCCACAGACGAGAUAGAUGAACCUGGACAGGGAUUAACGGUCCGUCGUGAGUAUAACCGGAUGGCCCAAACACGGGAGACCCAAGUAGAGGCUAAAGCAAGUCCAUCACAAUCCUG
Aspergillus ruber CBS 135680 is the source of this 2475-nucleotide messenger RNA. RefSeq names its product ferric reductase family protein. Bases 223 to 2232 code for a protein of 669 amino acids. Gene Ontology annotation, biological process: intracellular iron ion homeostasis; copper ion import; iron ion transport. Gene Ontology annotation, molecular function: ferric-chelate reductase activity. NCBI's taxonomy places the organism in Eukaryota, Fungi, Ascomycota, Eurotiomycetes, Eurotiales, Aspergillaceae. The record is from RefSeq and is a predicted model, not a curated record. The transcript has a single exon. Gene Ontology annotation, cellular component: plasma membrane.